This is a messenger RNA of Lymnaea stagnalis (great pond snail), 12107 nucleotides long. The record is from the annotation of a GenBank genome assembly. NCBI's taxonomy places the organism in Eukaryota, Metazoa, Mollusca, Gastropoda, Lymnaeidae.
AAUAACUCCAGUGUAUGCAAGUCAGCAUCAGAUUCAACGUCAUUUAAAUUUACAGUUUUUGAACUUGCGUUUGUCUAAUCUCCUAGUACAGAUUAUUUUUACAGUGUUGCUUUUAUUCGGGACUUGGACGCAACAUGUAAGUAAUUAUUUUGUUAAGGGUUAUUUUUGCUCUACCUCGUCCUGAGUCCACUUUUUUGUUGUUGUUGAUCGUAUAGCCAAUAAGGUAGGCAAUGGGGAUUCUGGUCAUCUGUCUCCACCUGUUACUGUUUAAAUGUUUCGAUAAAUAAUGUGUUGGGGCCGGUUUGUUCCGAUUUGGGCAAACCAGUUGUUGAGUUUGAACCACCCCACCUGUUGUAAUCGGUUGUUGGUGGAUUGGCAGCACUCCUACUCCUCCCCACUGGUCAAUGACCUCAGUCGAAGUGAGUUGACCAACUAUAUCUGGACUCAACAAAUGUGUGGUCUUGAUACACGGGAGUAAGCUUUCAUUUGCUGAGACAUUAUGUAACGCCAGAGAGAUGGACACUGACAACGACCGAUCGUAUGCAAGUAAGGGAAGAAAACAAUCAUCACAAUAGGAAUUUGUAUAAGUUAAAACAUCAACAGACUUAUAUAUGGUGAAUGGGCUUGGAGGCUCGGGACAAGGGCUGUCAAAAUUGUUUCUUUGCAUCAGGAUUUAUUGGCUGUCUGGGAUCUUAUAAAAGUAAAAAGUGUUUAUUAAAAGUGCUGAGAAUUUGUCUGUGUCUAUUAAAAGUGCUGAGAAUGUGUCUGUAUCUAUUAAAAGUGCUGAGAAUGUGUCUGUGUCUCAUUAUAGGUGCUGAAAAUGUGUCUGUGUCUUAUUAAAGGUGCUGAAAAUAUGUACAUGUAUGUGUCUUAUUAAAGGUGCUGAGAAUUUUUUUGUGUUUAUUAAAAAUGUUGAGAAUUUGUAUGUGUCGUAUUAAAGGUGCUGAAAAUGUGUACAUAUAUGUGUCUUCUUAAAGGUGCUGAGAAUUUGCCCGUGUCUUAUUGAAGGUGCUGAGAAUGUUAAAACACAAAAUAAUAACACGAAAUAUAAUCUUGUUUGGAUCAAUAAAGGAACUCAUCUGUCGUCAUGUUAGAGUAAAACUUAAGUCGACAUCUGUAUUUUAAAAUUUUAUUUGUGUUUUGUUCAACUUAGGGCCACCCAACCUGACGUUGACCAAGACAUUCAGAGAAACGGAGAAAAACAAGAACAUGAAGGUGAAAGGAAAAGGCCAAAAUUUCCAUUCGGCCCAACGACAUUCCCGAGAUUGGCCCAAUUAACCGAUAGGUAACUGGUCCAAUUAACCAAUAGGUAACUGGUCCAAAUAACAGAUAGGUAACUGGUCCAAUUAAAAGAUAAGUAACUAGCCCAUGAAAAGAUAGGUAACUGGACAAAUUAACAAAUAGGUAACUGGUCCAAAUAACAGAUAGGUAACUGGCCCAAUAAAAAGAUAGGUAACUGUCCCAAUAACAGACGGGUAACAGGACCAAUUAACAGAUAUGUAACUUGCCCAAUUAACAGAUAGGUGACUUUUGCUAUUAACAGGUACAUAACAGGACCAAUUAACAAAUAGUUAACGGGCCAAACGAUCAUAUCAGAUAGGAGUAACUGGCCCAAAUAAAAGAUAGGUAAAUAGCCCAAAUAACAGAUAGGAGUAACUUGCCCAAAUAACAGAAAGUUAACUGAUCCAACUAACAGAUUGGUAAAUAGCCCAAUUAACAGAUAGAUAACUAGUCCAAUUAACAGAUCGGUAACUGGUCCAAUAAUUAGAUAUGUAAUUUGCCCAAUGAACAGAUAGGUAGCUGGCCAAAUUAACAGAUAGAUAGCUGUACCAUGUAACUGAUAAGUAACUGGCCCAAUAAACAGAUAGGUAAAACCUUUCUUUGGCAGACAAAAUUUUGAAAUAUGUUUUAUGCCAUUGGAGUCGUCAUAGGGCUUUUAUCAGAGUUUUGAAUAGAAUCAAUUGACAUUUACUGCUGAAACUUUCUUGUCGGAUCUUAGCUGAUCGUAUUUUAUUUUAAAUGUCAAUCAAGAUUCGGCAACACGUUUUUCUUUGGCAAUGCCGGGAGUUUCUGGCACACACCAUUUCCUAUUGGAGCAGACAACGACUACCGGACGCAUGCGCAAAACAUCAUGGACAUGAAGAUUAGACCUGAUGACGUCAUGAUCUGCUCUUAUCCCAAAACAGGUCAGCUGUCUCUUAAUACUAUUUAUAUUAUAAUGAAUUAGGUUGAACAGUGGGAUAUUAUUGUUGUGAUGAUAAUUUUAUUUUUAAAGUUGGAUAAUUUAUUUCCAGAAGGCUCUGAAAUCAAAGACAAAUUUCUGGUUGGCCGUUGAAAAAAAAUGUUGAAAGAUCUUUUGAAAGACAGAACCAGGUCCGUGCAUCCUAUAGCUGUGCUCAGGACGAUGCCUGCUAUUUGGCCACACCUUUUCUCCAAAUUUAUAUAUAUUAUAUAUAUUUCUAUAUAUAGUGGCAAAAUAUCGAUACCGUGUGUUCGCCCUGAGACUUACGGAAAACGCACUUUUGUAUUUGCCGGCCCAACAAUUUGGAACGCCCUUCCAGUCGCUCUCAGAAACAGGCAGACACUGGAGUCCUUUAAAACCGAUUUAAGAAUACAUCUAUUUCGCAAACACCUUCUGGGGUGAUGCUAUCUACCAUCUUUUUUUUCAGUUAAUGUAUACUGGCUUGUGUUGCUUAUGGUUGAAAAGGGGAUGAAAGACUUUGACUGGGUAUGCUCGUAUGUCGUUUUUAUAUUGUUGCGCCUGUUUUUUAAAUGUGGCAAAUUUUAGAUUGUUUUUAUUUCUCUUUUUAAUAUGGUUGACUUUGUACCGCGCUUCGAGCUUUUGGGGAUGAAGCGUGUUUUUCAAAUAAACUUUUUUAUUAUUAUUAUUAUUAUUAAUACAUAUUUUGCAUGGCACAUAGAGAAUUUGGCAGCCGCCGAAGAUGGGGCCCUGGACAUGUGCCCUCUUGGCUCCAACCAUUCCAGAAGCCCCUUGACGGAAUUCAGCUUUGACCUACUCGAAUGUAUUGAUUUUCUUAACGAGAGCAACACAACUAAUUCGUGGUUUCUAUCGAAUAGAAACCAAGGAAGCGAUUUCAGUUGGGGGGCAGGGGAAGGCUACUUAAUCCUGGGGGGGGGGGUGUCAAAGAUUUGUCCCAGGAGUUACAAAAAAAAAAUUAAACAAUUAAAAUGUCCAAUCUAAAUUCUCAUCUCUUGCUGCCCAUAGGUCUACACUGGCACAAUGAGAUCAUCACCAUGUUGCUACAGAAGACUGCCCAAUUCACAGACAAGCAAAUGGGAGAAUAUUUACUGGACAGAAUGCCCGUACCCCUCAUCGCUACUCUCCCUUCACCAAGAUUAUUAGUAACUCACGUUCCUUUCAGGUGAGCAAAUUAAUAUAGGCCACCUCAUGUGUCGGGGUACACGCCCUGUGGUACCAUGGUGACGUUGUCUGCACCUUUUACAAGCAUUGGUUGGUUUGAAUUCAUGUGUCAGAGAAGACGCUCCAAGGUACCAUGGUGACGUUGUCUGCACCUUGUACAAGCAUUGGUUGGUUUGAAUUCAUGUGUCAGAGAAGACGCCCGAGGUACCACUGUGACGUUGUCUGCACCUUGUACAAGCAUUGGUUGGUUUGAAUUCAUAGGAGGGUCUAGUCCUCAGAAUAGAAUCACCCGUGUCGAAAUUAUAACUUUGGCCUUAAACGGAAACAUAGGUACCAUCCACCCAGAAGCAGAAAUAAAUGCUGAAACUAUGAAUUCAACAGCCCCCCCCCCCCGUAAAAAACAAUGCUUUUCGUAUAAAAUGUGACAUCGAACAAUGGAGGUGGGACUGAACAUUGGACAAAACAUGCAUUAACGGAAACAUAGGCACCAUCCACCCAGAAGCAGAAAUAAAUGCUGAAACUAUGAAUUCAACAGCCCCCCCCCCCCUUAAAAAACAAUGCUUUUCGUAUAAAAUGUGACAUCGAACAAUGGAGGUGGGACUGAACAUUGGACAAAACAUGCAUAGAAGUAACUCACUUUAUAAGAAUCCCAAUUGGUGUCCCUCCCCCCAAAGGCACACAACCGCUCAUUUGUUUUCGUUCCCCUGAACUUUAUUAAUAUGUUUUUACUACCACUCUUUAACGUCGCACAUUUAUUACACAAAAUAUUUCAGAAAAAAAUAAAGGAAAUAUUACGCACUUGCAAUAUUUUUGUUUUAAGAAUCUCAUUUAGCGCAGUUAUCGGGAAUUUUCCUUCAUUUUCCCUAGAACAGGGGUCUCAAACUCAAAUCAUCCGGGGGCCGCAGGAGGCAGAGUCAAGUAUUCCACACAAAAAAGCGAUGAGAAAUUCAAUUAUGUACAACUGUUACAUUCUGCUCAACCUUUAUUAAUAACAAAUAAAAACAUUAAGGAUUCUCAAGAACUUGGCUUCAUUUUCUUCCUCCUACUGCUUGUUGCCAGAGACAGCGCUUUCUUCUUACACAACUGAGCAACAUUGGCUUGAGUGUUACACAACUGAGCAACAUUGGCUUGAGUGAGGAAGCAACUGUUAAAGUUCAUAUUGGAAAAUAGCUUUUCACACAGACAGGUGCUCCCAAAAAAGGCACAUGAUCCGCUUGAACAACCUGGAAAUCUCAGGGAAGGUGGAGGGCAAUGCUCUCAUAAAUUUCCAUGUUUGUUUGUUUUUCCAUUCACCUCCCUGAACUUAGGAUAAGAAUCACACUGAAGAUCAAUCAGCUCCAUUUGCCCUAACAUUGUCUUAGCAGCACUGACAAGCUACCCUUGGUCUUGUAACUUCUUGGUGAGUACAUUCAUCUCCUGUGUAAUGUAAAAAAAAAAGCCAAGUCCAUGAGCCAUUUGGGAUCACUUAGUACAGGAACAACCAUCCCAUCCUUCUCCAUGAAGACUUUAAAUGCUAAAACGUGUGCAAACAGUAGACAGGAGCAAGCAUUAUUUAUGAAUUAUUGAUGGGAAGGAAGAUGCUAUUGUAGGAAGAUGCUAUUGUAUGAAGAUGCUAUUGUAGGAAGAUGCUAUUGUAGGAAGAUGCUAUUGUAGGAAGAUGCUAUUGUAGGAAGAUGCUAUUGUAGGAAGAUGCUAUUGUAGGAAGAUGCUAUUGUAGGAAGAUGCUAUUGUAGGAAGAUGCUAUUGUAAGAAGAAUGAAUUUUAUUUUUUAUCUUAGGAAAGGCCUUUUCACUAGUCUAACCCUGUUUUGAAAGUGGCCAAGCUGACAGGUUCGGUAUUCCCGUCACUCGUAAACACAAGCGGAAAUUUUAAUAGUCAGGCUUUGAUACUGUAUCCAAUUGAUACGACUGACACAAUUGUGGUUGUGCAUUACCCACUAACUGACUUUUAAUUUUUUUUUUAAAACGCACUUUGGCCAUGUUUGUCUCAUAAAAUGCUAUAAAAUAAAAACUUUUAGACCGAUUUUAAAACUGUUUUUACCAUUAUAAUCAACGUCCAAAUCUGUACAAACGUAAUAAAAUCAGAAUUAGACGAGUCAGUGAGAUUCAACUGAAACCGUCGCGGAGGGUCACGUUAUAGAUAUGAACAUUGGGGAAACGCGCCGGCCGCAUUAAUACUAAACCUCGCUGUCAUGUAGCGGGCCGAAAAAAUAUCGUCUUGCGGGCCGCAAAUCGCCCGCGGGGCACGAGUUGGAGACCCCUGUCCUAGAAAAACAGGAAAAACAGAUUUUUAGAGGUUGGGAUUUGAGGGGGGUGGGGUCUGAAAAUUUGAAAGAAUGUGUGGUCACGAUUCAUCACCAGGUCUGUAUCUCUGCACCACCAGCUCCAAAUUUGUUAAUCACCAGGUCUUAAUUUGUUCACCACCAGGUCUAAAUUUGUUCAUCACCAGGUCCAUCCCAAGACAAGCCCUUGAGAAGAAGAUCAAGAUUAUUUACUUGGACCGAAACCCCAAAGACGUCCUUGUGUCCUUCUACAACCACAUCAACAAAAACAUUCUUCCGUUCAACUACCCGGGGACAUUUGAACACUUCUUCCACCUCUGCUUGGAAGUCGGAUGUAAGGCUUUACCAAUGCAGAGUACUUAUGAUUAGAGUACUUAUGAUUAGAGUACUUAUGAUUAGAGUACUUAUGAUUAGAGUACUUAUGAUUAGAGUACUUAUGAUUAGAGUACUUAUGAUUAGAGUACUUAUGAUUAGAGUACUUAUGAUUAGAGUACUUAUGAUUAGAGUACUUAUGAUUAGAGUACUUAUGAUUAGAGUACUUAUGAUUAGAGUACUUAUGAUUAGUGUACUUAUGAUUAGAGUACUUAUGAAUAGUGUACUUAUGAUUAUAGUACUUAUGAUUAGAGUACUUAUGAUUUGAUGAUAGUGGUCAUUGUUACGCUGAGACAUUGUGAAAGAGUUAACUUCUGGUUAUGUGCAAAUUUAAAAAAAAAAAAAUUACUACUGAAUGGCCAGAUAAUGUCCUCCAGUAAAUACGAAAGUGAAAUCUAAAUUCAAAUAAAUAACUUAGCCUGUUAAUGGCAGCUUAGUCAUACAUCAAAGAAAACUACCAUGAAUAUGGUAAAGCGAUCACAAAGAAUAAUAUGUAUUCCAUGAGAAAUGAAAUCCAUGACGUUAUUAUUGAUGACCACAUCUGGGAGGUAGAGAUUAAGUCAGGGCUAUUAAAGCUGAAAAUUCCAGUGGUCUCCGUGAAAGUUAUGGAUUUAUAUUAAAUAAAUAAUACUUUUUCUAACACUUUAAGCUCAUUUUGAGAUGAUAAAAUGGGGUUCAAUUUAUGUUCUACAAAACCUAUGCGUUAAAUGUGUUAAUAUGACUACCUUGAUUGCCAUCUGACUUAUGUUUGCGUAGUGAUUGAAAUAAGUCUUGCUAAUUACUGUAUACUUAGUCAGUGGCGUAUUGGACUAAAAUGCAGCCCAGGGUUAAGUCUAAAAGUGGACCCCUUAAAAUAUGCACUCAUAGUUUCUUUGAUAUCAAUUGUAAUUUAUCACGAGGUGCGGUCGACUCCUACGCACCUACAAUGUAUUAUUUAAAAACACGAAGUUAAUAUAACGGAUUAAAAAAAAAUAAUUUUAAAAAUAAAACAUAAAAUACAGUACUGUAUCUUAUCUUUUAUUUUGUAAAAUAUUUUUUAAAAUCCGUUAUAUUAACUUCGUUUUUUGUUUGUUAUUGGCUGGGUGGUAAAAUCUUCGGAAGGCCAUUUGACCCAUUUCCCUUCAACCUAUCAAAGCUGAAACUGGGCACAUAGACUCGCUUCCGAUGACAACACAUUUCAAAUUUUCAGCCCCACGCCAACCCCAAAAAUCAGUUUCUCCCCUUUUUUAAAGGGAAUAUGAAGCAAAUAUCAUUUCACGUAAUAAAAUUUCCGAUAACUGCGCUAAAUGGGAUUCUUUUGAUAAAAAUCACAAGUGCGUUUGUUGCGUAAUAUUUUCUUUUCUUUUUUCUGAAAUAGUUGGUGAAAAAAAAAUAUGUGGUGUAAAAGCGGGUGGUGGGUCAUUAGAAUAUUAAUAUUAGUUCAGGGGCGUGAAGACAAGGGAACCCAAGGGGGGGGGGGAGCAGUAAUUGGGAUUCUUAUAAAGUGCAUUACUUGUAUUCAUGUUUGGUCAAAUUUUCAGCCACACUCGGUACUAUAUUUUAAAAGAGGUUUCACGCGCAAAACUUUGUUUUUAGGGGUCGUUUAAUGAUGAUUACAAUAAUUAUGAACUAUCCAGAUCUUUACGGUGACCUGUUCGACUACCUGAUGGAAUGGCAGAAAGGAAUAGAGGCUCACCCCGAAUGUCCUAUUUACACGUCAGUGUUUGAGGACAUGAAGCUGGUGAGUAGAUUUAAAAUCAAUUUUGAUGACGUAAGGAGGUCGGUCUAUUCUAAGAAAACACCAAUCAGUAGUAGUCAGAAACACCAGGAGUGAAUUCAACCUUUUUAUCUCCUAUUUAUUAUUUUUAUCUGUCAUUAGAUUCCGAGUCUAUCAAUUAUUAAAUUUCAAAACUGAUAAAUGAAAAAAAAAUAUUUUAGUGUCUCAUAUUAAGUGUCUUAUUCACUGACCCAAUUGAUGACAUUGCACUUUUUAUUUCUGUUUUUCCCGGCUGUCAACAAAAGAUGAAAUUCUCUCAAAGUCCUCCCAUUUGAUGAGUACUCUGAUAGGAAAAUUUUACGUUUGUUGUUUCCCCUUACGUUUUGUCUCCCCUUAAUUCUAUGCAUGGCGUUUGGUAAUGUCCAAUGCCGGAUUAGGCCUUGUUGAGGUCCCAAUGUCGGAUUAGGCCUUGCUGAGGCCCCAAUACCCAAUGCCGGAUUAGGCCUUGCUGAGGCCCCAAUGUCCAAUGCCGGAUUAGACCUUGCUGAGGCCCCAAUGUCCAAUGCCGGAUUAGACCUUGCUGAGGCCCUGAGGCAGACGAACUUUUGGUGCUCCUCUUCCAGUGGCGUAGUUAGCGUUAGCGCAAUAACCGAAAAUGCCGCCCCUCGGUAUAAAGAAAAAAGUACCUUCUGGGGUGGACCCCCCCCCUCCAUGCACAUCCUUCCUUAUGCCAAUUGACCCCUCUCGCACAUUCCCCUAAUACUUAGUGACAUACCUUUCACGUUUGAUUUCGAGACUUACAAAAAAAAUACAAUACAUUGCUAUAUAAAUCUUAGACAUUUUAAAUGUUCCAUUGUUUAUAAUGUACUAUAAAUUACCCCAAGUCAUGAAGAAUUGAAUUGGCUGAAAAUAUUUCUUAGGCCAGUGAGCCCUUGGAGCCCUCCUCCUAUUCUUAAAACAUGUUUACGCCGCUGCCCAUUACUUUAGGAACUGGCCUAAAUCCCAAAAUUACGUUACCCUUUUCAUAAAUAGGCAAAUAAUUGUGCAAAUUUAUAUUAAUUUUUUGCCUUUUGACUCAAUUUGUUGUUGAAAAUAAUCUUCCAACAGUUCUGAUUUAUUUAGUCAAUUCCAAAUUUUGAAUGAUGCAUUUGACAAUCUCAACGAUUCUUUAUUUUUGGCUGUUGUUCAUUAAAUGAUAAAGAAUAAAGUGUAAGUGUAGAAAAAACACAAAUUAUGUCGCGCAGAUGGUUGGUGGGACCUUGAAAAAAAAAAGAAUUUCAAUUCGUUCAAUUUUUUUUAGGGAUUUCAACAUUAUACAAAAGAGAAGGGACAGAAUAAUAAAUAAUUAUGCCGUUACAGAUAGUUUUUGAAAAUAGUAAUAUAUUGCCGUUGUUGUGUUUUUUUCUAGUUUUGACAAUUUAAAAGGGUAUUUUAAACCGUCUUUAUUAUAACAAUUUAUUUAACAAUUAUUUGAAUACGGUACAAAUUUAAUUACUUAAAAGUAUGACUCAACUUAUUAUUAAGUUUGUAUUUUUAGCUUGCGAUUUUCACUGCUUAUCUGGUUCAAAUCUUGCAUCUCAAUUUUAACCCAAAUCCUGGUGUCCAAUUGAGCUGAAACAUUGUACAUUACCCACCUCCGACGACAGUACACAUCCCCAGUGAUUUACACAGAUCCCUGAGUGACCUCUGCUGGUCAAAUCUUGCAUCUCUAUUUUGACCCAUUUCCUGAUGUCGAAUGGAGCUGAAAGUCUGACUACAUAAGUACAAAAUAAAACUAUAUAAAAAUACUUAUUUAAAAAAAACACACUUACUUAACAAAAAAACCCACUAAAAAGUAUAAAAUAAAUGUCCCCACAAAAUUGUUGCAGUGUUGCAGAGUGUUGCAGUCAUAUGACUAAAUACAAAUCGUGGGGCGCCCAGAACAAAUGCAAUGAUGUCGUAUGACUUUCUCCAUAGGUUGCUCUGUCCGUGUGGUUAAUUUGUUUGUGGUAAAAUCUUGCGUCUCAAUUUUGACACACUUCCUCAUCUCCAAAUGAGCUGCAACACAAUACAUUGGGUCUUUGGAGGGUUUCUCACAAUAUAUCUAAUUCCAUUUUCGUGAGAUAGAUUUCUGAUUUUAUAUUAACCUUCACUUUGCAGCGUAACACAAAUAUAUAUAGAACUCAAGUAUUACAUUGAAAAGAUUUGUUUCAUAUGAUCAUAAUUUUGAUGAACCACCGUAUCCGAUCUAUUUAUAGCACAACACUACUUCGCAUGUCGAUCUGGCCCCUAGUGCACUUGAUGAUCCUCUAGAUGCGUACAAAGGACAUUAUGUUAUUACUUUUCAAAUAGAUUUAAAAAAAAAUAUUAUGCAGUCGAAGGUCCCUGAAGGGCAUGUAGUCCCUUAAAGGCGUGGGGUCCUUUUAGGCGUGGGGUCCUUUUAGGCGUGGAGUCCCUUAAAGGCGUGGGGUUCCAUAAAGACGUUGAACCCUUGGUACCGUGUCUGAUGUUUGGGUUAAUCCAGUCCUGCCAUUGUCACAUCAUUAUGGGGACAUCCCAGUUGUCACAUACGUAUGGGGACAUCCCCAUUGUCACAUACGUAUGGGGACAUGCCAAUGGUCACAAACUUAUGGGGACAUCCCAAUUGUCACAUACGUAUGGGGACAUCCCCAUUGUCACAUACGUAUGGGGACAUGCCAAUGGUCACAUACUUAUGGGGACAUCCCAAUUGUCACAUACGUAUGGGGACAUCCCCAUUGUCACAUACGUAUGGGGACAUGCCAAUGGUCACAUACUUAUGGGGACAUCCAAAUUGUCACAUACGUAUGAACAUCGCAGGGCUUGUGGUCUUAGUCUUGCUCAUAACAACUUAUUUCAAUCUUCUCUUGAUAAUCUGUUCAGAACCCUUUUGAAGGCGUCAAAAAGUUGAACGAAUUCCUGAAUACCGGAUGCAGUGAUGAGUUGUGUGAGCAAAUAGCUGCCGCCUGCAGUUUCGACAAGAUGAAAGAAUACAAAGACAGCACCGCCAAGGAACACAUACGUGCGCUCUUCAAGGACAAGAAGUUAGGGUUUUACAGAAAAGGUAAACAGAAGAGUUUGUUGGUAAUGGUAUUUAAGUUGGAAAGUGCUCAGAGUUAUAGUAACGUAAUUAAAACUAAAUUUAGUUGAAAACGUCAUCAUUGAUGAUAUGCCCUGAACCCACCCUUAGAGAUGGAUGAUAUCUCCUAACCCAUUGCUAGGGAUAGAUGAUAUGCCCUGAACACACCCACAGAGAUGGAUGAUAUUUCCUUACCCUACCCCGAGCCUCUAAGAAGGUUAAUAUGCCCUGACUCCACCACCUAGAGAUGAUGAUAUGCCUUGACUCAACUCCCUAGAAAUGGAUUAUAUGCCCCGACUCCACUCCCUAGAGAUGGAUGAUAUGCCCUGACUCCACUCCCUAGAGAUUGAUGAUAUGCCCUGACUCCACUCCCUAGAAAUGGAAAUGCCCUGACUCCACUCCCUAGAGAUAGAUGAUAUGCCCUGACUCCACUCCCUAGAGAUGAAUAUGCCCUGACUCCACUCCCUAGAGAUGGAUGAUAUGCCCUGACUCCACUCCCUAGAGAUGGAUGAUAUGCCCUGACUCACUCCCUAGAGAUGGAUGAUAUGCCCUGACUCUACUCCGAGACUCACUUAAGAGCUCCCCCCCUCCCCCGACAUCAUUAACUAUGAAAAGUGUUAACCGUUAUUUAACCGAAUAUGUUUCACUUAAUUAUGUUGACAACUACAAGUUACAAUUGGUGACCAAAAACAAGCGACUUAUUCAUCGCCUUUAAUGACGAAAAUGAUGCCCCAAUGGGUUCCUUUGUUUUAACUCCCCCUACCCCAGAAAAGUGACAUAAAGUUAGUGUAGUGGAGUCCAACAGAAAUUGUAUGACUGAACAGCCAUUUAAAACAUCUACCAGUCAAUCUUACUCAACCUUGCUUAUAAUGUGCAGCACUAAAAUAUAGCACAUUUAAAUUUGUAUGCACUAUUACAUUUUAUUUUAUUUCUCUACGUAAUGAUUUAGUCUUUUCCCAAAUCCUUCUAUGUAUUCUGUGUGCCCCUAAUAUACUGAUUAACACUCUCCCCAUGUUAAAAAGGGUACUGGUAUCAAAUAAAACUUUUUAUCUGAAUAUAAAACUUUGUAUCUGAAUAAGUCAAAAUAGUUACUCAUAGUUUGUAUAUUUAUCCUAUUUAUUAAAGUGAACAGUGCAUUUAUUUGUCAGGUGAUGUUGGAGACUGGAAGAACUGGUUCACUGUGGCCAUGAAUGAAGAGUUUGAUGCCGAUUACAAGAAGAGGAUGUCAGAAUAUAAAACUGUUUACAAAUACACACUGGAUGAUUGAAUAGUGAGAAAGAAAUACUUUUAUAUUGGGUGC